Achroia grisella is the source of this 3835-nucleotide messenger RNA. It is a transcript of the gene Nlg3, whose product is annotated as neuroligin-4, Y-linked. Gene Ontology annotation, biological process: neuron cell-cell adhesion; postsynaptic membrane assembly; presynaptic membrane assembly. Gene Ontology annotation, cellular component: synapse; cell surface; postsynaptic membrane. NCBI's taxonomy places the organism in Eukaryota, Metazoa, Arthropoda, Insecta, Lepidoptera, Pyralidae. The record is from RefSeq and is a predicted model, not a curated record. Gene Ontology annotation, molecular function: neurexin family protein binding; signaling receptor activity. Bases 368 to 3085 code for a protein of 905 amino acids. The transcript has 12 exons.
CCCUUGUCUAUUCCGAUGAUAAAUUUAUUAUAUUAAUUUCAAAAUUGGAACGCGCCAAUGAUCACGCGAAGGUGCCGCUGAACGGGUUAAUUGAUACGUGAAUUGGGUUAACAUUUUGAGAUGGACUUUUAGCAUCCAAGUAUACGGGUAUCGAGAUACGUGCUAGUGAGUUACCGUGUAUGUUCAGUGCGAUGGAGUAUGUUUUUGUGUGUGUUAAGACUUUGAAGAAGUUCACGUUGAUUGUGCAAGGAAUUUCCUAAUGACAACCGGUAAAUGGUUCGCAAAAGAAGAGCCUGCUCCCAAAAUGGUCGACUUAUAGCACCAACCAACAGCCAGUGUCUAGAACUGUGGCGGUGGAAGCGGAAAGAUGUUAAUGCUUCUCAUAGUAUACUUCAUUACAUUUCCCGUACUAACAUCCAGGUUGGUGAGAGGCGAUAGCACAAUGGACGAGAAACCUCCCCAGCCGCUAAUAAGCUCCAGAGUUGUUCGAACCAAAUACGGUGAUAUCCGAGGAUUCAUCGUCACACCAGAAUCACGGUUCCUAGAACCAGUUGAAGUAUUUAGAGGUGUACCUUAUGCAUCUCCACCAGUUGGUUCCUUAAGGUUCAUGCCGCCAGUGUCAGGUGCUCAAUGGUCAGGCGUAAAAAUCGCUGAAGAAUUUAGUCCAGUAUGUCCACAAGUGCUGCCAGAUAUAAGAAACGAGACGGCAGUUUUGAAAAGAAUUUCCAAAGGAAGGUUGGAAUAUCUAAAGCGAAUUCUACCGUUCCUAACAAACCAAUCUGAGGAUUGUCUAUAUUUGAACAUCUACGCACCAGCUCAAGCAGGAGUACGAGAUGCUGUGGCACGGUAUCCAGUCCUCGUGUUCGUGCACGGUGAGAGCUACGAAUGGAGUUCAGGGAACCCAUACGACGGGGCAGUUCUCUCUUCUCAUGCUGGACUGGUCGUCGUUACUAUUAACUACAGACUUGGAAUAUUAGGUUUCCUCAACCCUCGAUCGGACGAGUACCCCAGAUCGCCAGCGAACUACGGCCUCAUGGACCAGAUCGCAGCGCUGCAUUGGAUCAAAGAGAACGUUGCAGUAUUUGGCGGUGAUCCUACAAAUGUGACACUAAUGGGGCACGGAACUGGAGCGGCCUGUGUCCACUUCUUGCUGACUUCUUUGGCUGUACCAGAGGGUCUGCUGUUUCAUAGAGCAGUUUUGAUGUCGGGCUCUGGUCUAAGUCCCUGGUCAUUGGUGGCAGAUCCCCAGAAAUAUGCAACAAUUGUAGCAACACACGCCAACUGUUCUCCUGAACUAACGCCUCCAGCUCUUCUGCGGUGCCUUCGGGAGCGGCCGUUGGAAGCGAUAUUGUCUGCACCUGUUCAAGCCCCAGACUUUGCGUACGCUUUCGGACCGAGUGUGGACGGUGUUGUGAUAGAUACUGGGGAUUUGCUAAUAAGUCCAGAAAAUGGCUACGAGUGGGGCGGCCAGACUAUACCACGUGCGCCUGUUGGCAGACAAGCUCAGAACGCUAUCAACAUCAUCAAUGCUGUCCUCAUGAGGAAGAGUUCUGUUGCUCAGCUUACCAAAUACGAUCUAAUGCUGGGCGUAACAAAAGCGGAAGCAUAUUUCGCCUUCAGUGGGGAUGACGUCCAAUACGGCAUAGAGGCAGACCGCAGAUCAAAAAUACUGAAGUCCUUUGUUAGGAAUACAUACAGCUACCAUUUAUCAGAGAUACUUGCUACCAUCAUUAACGAGUACACGGACUGGGAGAGGCCGGUUCAACAUCCUAUAAAUAUUCGGGAUGAAACACUGGAAGCACUCAGCGAUGCGCAAGUCGUCGCACCUAUUGUGCUUACCGCAGACACGCAUUCAGCAUUACGACGGAACUCGUAUCUGUACGUGUUCGACUACCAGAGCAAGUUUGGAGACUACCCUCAGCGCCAAGGCUGCAUACACGGCGAGGAGUUGCCGUACAUAUUCGGGGCGCCGUUGGUGGGCGGGCUGGCGCAUUUCCCCCGCAACUAUACUAAGGCCGAGGUGGCCUUAUCGGAGUCCGUUAUGCUGUAUUGGGGCAACUUCGCGAAAACUGGGAAUCCAAAUGAGGCGCAGGAGAGCGAUCCCAUCAGAGCAGGACGGCAAGAACGUGUUAGGAUGAAGAAUAUGGAGUGGACUGCUUAUGAAGCUGUCCACAAGAAAUACUUGAAUAUAGACACUAAAUCUAAAUUAAAGAAUCACUACAGAGCUCAUAGAUUGUCAUUUUGGCUAAAUUUGGUACCCGAUCUUCACCGUCCAGGUGGUGAAGAUGUACCGUCUUCUCACCAUCAACUCGACCACGAAGAUGCGUCUCUACAGCCUACACUUAAAACAUAUAGUCCGCCUUUCAAAAAAACAACUGACAUAGUGAUUACAGACACUGGUUUAGCAACCAAAGUUCCUGUUCUAAGUAUUAUUAAUAUUACAUCACCAGUGAAUUUCAAUAUAAUCGGUCUUACACCACCAACACAAAGUACAGUGGAAGCUGAAAUACAUAAACCAGAUGGAGCCACAGCGUCUCCACCCGAAGAUGGCUUUGCUGCUUACUCGACAGCCCUUAGUGUAACUAUAGCUAUCGGUUGUUCUUUAUUAAUAUUAAAUGUUCUAAUAUUUGCUGGAGUAUACUAUCAGAGAGACAAAACAAGAAUGAACGGGCAAGAUGGCCACGCAAAUGGUUCUCACUUAAAAAAAAGAGUGGAGAACGGACAAAUGCCAAAUAACAUUUGUGGUGAUCUUGAGGGUGCUUUAUCGUAUCAGACGAGUUUAAAAAAUGAUCCUGCCACGAUUCUAAGUCAUCAUCACACUCAUUCGCAUCAUCAACUGCCGCCUCCAGAGUUUGCUGAUCUGCCGAGUAAUAAUGUAGCAAGCAUGGCAACAUUGCCACGAGCACCGCCUCCUCCAAAAUUAGGGAAAGGCAACAUCAACACUUUAGCGAGUGGUCAGCUACAAGAGAAUCAGCCGUUGCUAUCGGCUCACCAAAUGCAAAUGAUCAAUACUAGUACAUUAACAAAGAAGAAUACGCAACUGAACGCGAAAUCCAAUGUAACAAUGGAGGAGUUGAGAGUGUGACGACAGCGUGCCUGACUGCAACGGGCCGGCAGUUGCAGUGAUGUAGUUCACCAUGAUGAAAUUGUGUGACUUGAGCCGGACCUUCUCAAGUGUGUUACGGAUUAUAUUUGACAUUUAAAUGAAAGUGAAUCUGUGCCGCUUGAAAUUGAAGGGUUAGACAAUAUAUUACGUUCGGUAAUAUUCAUAUCUGGUAUACUAGACAGUGAAAACAGACAGUGUUUAUAGUUAUUGAAUAGUGGACAAUAUUGAAAUAUUUAACGGUGUAAAUGACUGUAUAUAGUAAUUAAAUAUUAAAAUUGUAUAUAGUACAGCAGCUCAGGCGCAUAUCCAUCCUAAUUACAAUUAUUAUAAUCUUUAUUAGAAGAAUUAUUGAUGAAGCUGAUGUGAUGAAAAAUGGUAUUAGGAUAAAUAAAUCUUUAGGAUCGAAUGUUUCAUUUUUAAAAGUAACAUUUGAUAGUGUAUCUGAAUGUAAUGAACAAUCUAUUUUGAAAUUGAUUUAAUACAAUUUUUUAACAAGAAUAAAUUUAAUGAAUUGGGCUAAUUGUAAUGAUUGUGAAGUAAUUAUUAAGGAGUUUAGUAGAUACGAGACACCAAUUUAAUGUCGCCCAGUAUUUAUUAACUAGAAGCAAUAAAAGUUUCAUCGAACAAAAUCAGUUAUUUGUGUCUCCGAUUUCUUGUAAUAUUGUCGACUGAAGAAGUAAUUGGUAUUUUUUAAACUCGGAUUCUUCUUUUUAGUUUUGUUGUAUCUUG